This is a messenger RNA of Myxocyprinus asiaticus (Chinese sucker), 3029 nucleotides long. Its product is annotated as dynein, cytoplasmic 1, intermediate chain 2a. Gene Ontology annotation, molecular function: dynein heavy chain binding; dynein light chain binding. Lineage: Eukaryota; Metazoa; Chordata; Actinopteri; Cypriniformes; Catostomidae. The record is from RefSeq and is a predicted model, not a curated record. The transcript has 17 exons. Gene Ontology annotation, cellular component: cytoplasmic dynein complex. Gene Ontology annotation, biological process: transport along microtubule. The coding region runs from base 116 to 1993 and encodes 625 amino acids.
CAUUUUGACAGUCAAUUAGAUCCUCCCCGGCACCCGUCAGGCGCGCCCCCGAGUCCGCAAUCCGCGCACCCGGAAACUGAGAAGUGACAACAAAAGCAACGCUUUGUUCAGCAUCAUGUCUGAUAAAAGUGAGCUGAAAGCUGAGCUGGAGAGAAAGAAACAGCGUCUGGCUCAGAUCAGAGAGGAGAAGAAGAGAAAAGAGGAGGAACGCAAGAAAAAAGAGGCGGAGCUGAAAGAGGCCGCUCCACCGCGGGAUGAUUCAGAUCUGGAGAAGAAGCGCAGAGAGGCAGAUGCUCUGUUACAGAGUAUGGGCAUCACAUCUGACGUACCUGUGGUUCCUGCACCAAUGUCUCCCACAGCCAAAUCUGUGGACACUCCAAGUGAGGCAGGUAGCCAAGAUUCAGGAGAUGGUGCCACAGGACCAAGGACUCUGCACUGGGACUCUGACCCUUCUACUCUUCUGCUUCACUCUGAGCUGGGGCGUGGUCCACUGAAGUUGGCCAUGGCAAAGGUGACCCACGUGGACUUUCCACCCAAAGAGGUGGUGUCUUACACCAAGGAAACACAGACGCCCACCAUGACGGAACAGAAAGAGGAGAUAGAGGAGGAGGAAGAGACCCCUCACCCACAGCCAGCAGUCGAGGCAGAGAAAGAGAAACCAGUAGAGAAACAGGAAGAGGAAGUGCCCCCUCAUGAGUUUACAGAGGAGGAGAAGUUACAGAUUCUGCACUCAGAAGACUUCUUGGAGUUUUUCGAUCACAGCACACGCAUCGUAGAGCGCGCUCUCUCUGAACACGUGGAUGUUUUCUUUGACUACAGCGGCCGUGACAUGCAGGAGAAGGAGGGUGAGAUGCAGGCUGGAACCAAACUGUCUCUAAACAGGAAGUUUGUUGAUGAGCGCUGGUCCAAACAGCGAGUGGUUACCUGUCUGGAUUGGUCCCCACAGUAUCCUGAGCUGCUGGUCGCCUCUUAUAACAACAAUGAGGAAGCACCACAUGAGCCUGAUGGAGUGGCUUUGGUCUGGAACAUGAAGUACAAGAAGACCACACCGGAGUAUAUCUUCCACUGUCAGUCUGCGGUCAUGUCUGCUGCGUUUGCAAAGUUUCAUCCUAACUUGGUUGUUGGUGGGACUUACUCGGGACAGAUCGUCUUGUGGGACAACAGAAGUAAUAGACGCACACCUGUCCAGAGGACACCUCUGUCUGCUGCCGCCCACACGCACCCAGUGUACUGUGUUAAUGUGGUUGGCACACAGAAUGCUCAUAACCUCAUUAGCAUCUCUACGGAUGGGAAGAUGUGCUCAUGGAGUCUGGACAUGCUGUCCCAGCCACAGGAUAGUAUGGACCUGGUGUUUAAGCAGUCAAAAUCUGUUGCGGUCACCUCCAUGUCCUUCCCCCUGGGUGAUGUUAAUAACUUUGUGGUGGGAAGUGAGGAUGGAUCAGUCUACACAGCCUGUCGCCAUGGCAGUCGUGCAGGUAUCAGUGAGAUGUUUGAGGGGCAUCAUGGUCCAAUCACAGGGAUUCACUGCCACACUGCAGCUGGAAUGGUUGAUUUCUCUCAUCUCUUCCUGACCGCCUCAUUUGAUUGGACUGUUAAACUCUGGAGCACCAAGAAUAACAAGCCACUGUACUCAUUUGAGGACAACUCCGAUUAUGUGUAUGAUGUCAUGUGGUCUCCGGUGCACCCCACUCUUUUCGCUUGUGUGGACGGACUCGGGCGGAUUGACCUUUGGAACCUCAACAAUGACACAGAGGUACCCACUGCCAGCAUGGCUGUUGAUGGUAGUCCUGCUCUAAACAGACUGCGCUGGUCUCAAUCGGGCAGAGAGAUUGCCGUGGGAGACUCGGAGGGACAGAUCCACAUUUAUGACGUUGGCGAGCAAAUCGCAGUCCCACGAAGUGAUGAAUGGACACGCUUUGUGCGGACUCUGGCUGAGAUUAACGAAAACCGCGAUGAUGCGGAAGAACUGGCCGCCCAACGCCUCACUGCUUGAUCGUCAUGGAAACCAACGCCAUUCCAGAGAUCUCAGAAACAAACAGCCCCAGACAAUGACAGCUGUAAUCAUCUCUCUCUUUGGAAAUGAAAUGAUUUUUUUUUUUUUUUGUGGGCAAACCUUUGAUUCUGCCUUUUUGAAAUAAAAAUAUGAAAUCCGGGCUGUAGAUUCAAUUCAUAGUAUGGGGGCAGAAGGUGUCUCACUCACUCUGUGACCAGAAGCCUUAACAUUUGCAUGCAAAUAAAAAAAUAUACAUUUUUCUCAGUUUAUAUCCAGGUGCCUCUGAGCCUGAUAAUCUCUCAGAUUACUAUACACAGCCAAACAAAAACAUCAACACGAGUGAAUCUCACAGAACCUGUCAAGAACAUGUCCAGGUCAUAUUUCACCCCCAAAUCUAAAGAAAUAAGUACUAAAUGCAAAACAAAAAAACAAUCUUAAUACUAGAGUAAUCAUUGUAUUCUUUUGAACCAAAUAAGAACUAGAAAGAAGUCUAGAGAUCGACCUAUUUAACUCUAGAUCUGCUCCAUUGGGCACAAAUUCAACAUCACAUGAGUUUGGUGUAGAUUUCUGUUCUAUUAGCUGUGGACCAAACGGUUAGGGUGUCUAAUCAGUGAUUUGUGACUUCAACUCUUUUUCGGCUCUCUCAAUUUUCGUACUCGAAAUGAAAACUUGUUCGUCUCCACCUGAGCAGAGUCUCCUAUUUAUGAUACAUAUGAAUACAUACUGCUUGUCUUCAGACUAUCUGAACUAUUUAAAGCAUCUCAUUUUUAGAUCAAGGUCUUCCUCCUCCAGUAUUACACAUCUGUUCGAAAUGGUAACUGUAGCUUUUGCAGAACCUCUUUGAAUGUCUUUUUAUAUCUACAAAUUCUUUUUCUAAGCCAAAACUUUGUUAAACCUGUUCUGACUCAAUCAGGUUGAAGUCCUCAAGCUGUACUGUAGUACUUGAGAGAAGAUAGUAGUCAGGAUUUUUGCAACUAUUUCCUACAGUAUUCUUCAUGUUUGAAUGUCCAAUAAAUUCUGCAUUUCAAAAUGUAAA